Punica granatum (pomegranate) is the source of this 1582-nucleotide messenger RNA. Lineage: Eukaryota; Viridiplantae; Streptophyta; Magnoliopsida; Myrtales; Lythraceae. The record is from RefSeq and is a predicted model, not a curated record.
UCCGACCAUCACCAACCACUCAGCGGGUGCCGAUCCCAUCUUGAUACGGCAAGCGACAUUAUAAUCUUUAGCUCAAUCUCUCAGAUCCCGGCCAGUCCCGACCCGAACCCGAAUCCGGCCUCAGCCUCCUCCGGCCCAAUGGGGACCGAAACGGCCGACACCGAGUCGACGCACCUCCUCCCUGCCUCCGGCGGCCGCCCCCCGAAGGUCCCCGCCGACAGAUUCCACUUCGCCUACACCAUCUUCUUCACUCUCGGCCUCGGCUUCCUACUCCCGUGGAACGCCUUCAUCACCGCCGUCGACUACUUCACCUACCUCUACCCGGAGGCCAGCGUCGACCGCGUGUUCGCCGUCGUCUACAUGCUCGUCGCCCUCUUCUGCCUCCUCCUGAUCAUCCUUUACUCCCACAAGUCCGAUGCCUACUUCAGGAUCAACCUGGGUCUCUCACUCUUCGUGGUGGCCCUCCUUGUCGUCCCAGUCAUGGACGCGGUGUACAUCAAGGGCCGGGUCGGGCUAUACGACGGGUUCGACGUGACCACGGCGGCCGUCGCGCUGUCGGGACUCGCGGAUGCCCUUGUUCAGGGUGGCAUAAUUGGGUCGGCCGGCGAGAUGCCUGAGAGGUACAUGCAGGCCGUCGUUGCCGGAACAGCUGCUUCAGGAGUCCUCAUUUCAUUUUUAAGGAUCGUUACAAAGGCUGCAUACUCUCAAGAUGCGACGGGGUUGAGAAAAAGCGCGAUCCUCUACUUUGCCGUUAGCAUCGUGAUAAUGGCCAUAUGCAUCGUCUUCUACAAUGUGGCUCACAGGCUUCCGGUCAUAAAGUACUACAAGGACCUGAAAGUCCAAGCGGUGAACGAGGAGAAAGAGCUGAAUGGUCCCCUCACCGGGUCUCUGUGGAGAUCUUCUCUGCUGAACACCGUGGGGAAGGUCAAGUGGUACGGGUUUGGGAUCAUUCUCAUCUACAUUGUGACAUUGUCGAUAUUCCCAGGAUACAUCACGGAGGACGUUCACUCUGAGCUUCUCAAGGACUGGUAUGCAGUACUCCUCAUCACGGGCUACAAUGUGUUUGAUCUCGUGGGCAAGUCUUUGACUGCAUUUUACCUCCUCGAGAAUGCUAAGAUUGCGAUCUGGGGCUGUGUGGCGAGGCUGUUGUUCUUCCCGCUCUUCUACGGGUGUCUGCACGGUCCCACAUUCUUUAGAACUGAAAUCCCUGUAAUGAUCUUGACCUGCCUCCUGGGGCUGACCAACGGGUACUUGACGAGCGUACUGAUGAUUAUGGCCCCAAAGGUUGUCCCGCUGCAGCAUGCUGAGACUGCCGGGAUUGUGAUCGUGCUGUUCCUGAUCAUCGGACUUGCGGCAGGUUCGGUUGUAGCUUGGUUUUGGGUCAUCUGAUCGGGGACAGUCAAGUAGUAUCAGAACUCCCACAGCACCUACUCCCGCAACCAGGAUCUGGGGGGAUAUUUAUACUCAAAUUCUGUAAAUUGACGCAAACUGAUGGAUCGGAGUAUUUCCUCAUCUUCCUUGGAUCCCAAGGGUGUCGUAUUGAUCUUUCUAUCAAUGGAAAAGUGGAAAAAUAUUUUCUUUC